GGGUGGGUGGGUGCGCGCGCGCGCGGUUCUGGGCGUGUUUGCUGCUGAUGCAUUGAAAAGGAACUUGGCUCGCCCGAGGAGGACUUGACUUUGGACCUUGUGCGCGCUUGCAGCUCCCGUGUUCGUCUCCACUCAACGGCAAGAUGAAUUUCGCGAAACACUUCAUCAGUGGCAUCCUGAAUGUCGUCAGCAACAUCGAUCCGAGCAUCUUCACCCCUUCAGAUCCACCCCCUCCCCGCAGACCCCUGGCGUUCGAGGAGGCUCAUGAGAACGACGAGGAGAAAGCGUUUCGCAGAGCGUUCAAGAAGCUGGCUGGAGACGACAUGGAGGUGAACCCCAAAGAGUUGAUGGACAUCCUCAACCAAGUUCUCACCAAACAUGGAAAUUUGAAGACGGACGGUUUCAGCAUCGAGUCGUGCAGAAGCAUGGUGGCCGUCAUGGACAGCGACAGCACGGGCAAGCUGGGCUUCCAUGAGUUCAAGUACAUGUGGAACAACAUCAAGAAAUGGCAGGGUAUCUACCUGUCUCACGACAAGGACAAAUCGGGCCUCAUCUGCAGCAAAGAACUCUCGCACGCCUUCAAGGCCGCAGGCUUCCCUCUGAACGACCAGCUGUACAAGAUGAUCAUCCGUCGCUAUAGCGACGAGCACGGCGACAUGGACUUUGACAACUUUGUCGGCUGCCUGGUGCGACUCGACGCCAUGUGCAGAGCCUUCAAGACUCUCGACAAAGGAAACAGCGGCUCCAUCAACCUCGACGUCAAAGAGUGGCUUCAGCUGACGAUGUACUCGUGAAGCUUCGGCGUCGUCGUCACGUCCGUGGGACCCAAAGAGAAAAAAGGAGAACGGCUCAGAGCUGCUGUGUUGAACUUCCCGCUGCUGCCGGGUGGUGGCGCCACAACGUGCUUUACGUUCAACUUUUCUCUCCCAAUAAAAAGUCAUGACCUUGAAA
Phyllopteryx taeniolatus (common seadragon) is the source of this 951-nucleotide messenger RNA. It is a transcript of the gene capns1b, whose product is annotated as calpain, small subunit 1 b. The transcript is spliced from 11 exons. Gene Ontology annotation, molecular function: calcium ion binding. The coding region runs from base 144 to 794 and encodes 216 amino acids. NCBI's taxonomy places the organism in Eukaryota, Metazoa, Chordata, Actinopteri, Syngnathiformes, Syngnathidae. The record is from RefSeq and is a predicted model, not a curated record.